Messenger RNA from Saccoglossus kowalevskii, 1587 nucleotides. RefSeq lists its product as uncharacterized. Gene Ontology annotation, biological process: regulation of signal transduction. Gene Ontology annotation, cellular component: nucleus; cytoplasm. NCBI's taxonomy places the organism in Eukaryota, Metazoa, Hemichordata, Enteropneusta, Harrimaniidae. Gene Ontology annotation, molecular function: G-protein alpha-subunit binding. The record is from RefSeq and is a predicted model, not a curated record.
AUGUCAUAUAUCAUCUUGUCAUUUAUGUUUUAUAAACCACAUGUUUUUUAUUUCUUUUUAAGAACCCAGUUAUUUUUGGAAUACAAGCUUUGUAAAUUAUUAGUGAGGUCACUAGAAGACAGAGGUCCAAGUCGUCAGAGCAGUCGUAGCGUGUAUGGUUACAGUCGUCAAACAACGAGCUUCGCAAGUUCCAGUUUAGGAAACAGCCAUCCACGUAGUACUUAUGAUAACGAGUCAGAAGUUUCUGAGCCGUGGGCUUCUGAAAUAAAUAGAAGUGGAAUUCUGGGAAGAUACUUAAAGCCUGGAAGCAGAGCUCAAAGUGUGCCAUCAUAUGUACCAUUAGGCUUGUACACUUCCAAUGUAUCAGCCAAUCUGUCUUCCAACCAGAAUUCAUCAGGACAUUUUAGCAGUAAAUCUCGGCGUGCCAAAUCAGGAUCUGCGAUUCGCAGUGGUAAGCAUGAGGUAGACAAUGAUGUCAAUUCGUACCAACCAGUCAGUGAUUCAGGUGUGGCUACAACGGCACCCGAUCAUGUUACCCGGGAAGGAACACAGUUCACCAUGGAAACCCAUUCAGAUGGGAGUGGUGGAAAGAAAAGUGCUUUGAGAACGCCAAACUCCAGGUAUUCUCAGAAGAAACACACUACAAUCAGGAUACCUCACAUCGACGAUCAGAUUUGUAACUCAAACGAAAAAAAUGAAGAGAAUGCGGGACAUGAAAGGAAAUCCGUAGGGAACAAUAAUCUUGCCACUUUACCCGAUAAUGAAGAUUAUGUAUUCGGUGAUACUGAAAAGGCACCCAGUUUCGUAGAGUUCGAUGAUGAUCCUGAAGAAUACAUAAGUGAUGUCCAGACAGAAGCAGAUCUCAGAGAAAUGGAAAGUAGGCACAAACGAACGUUUCAGCAGUUGAAGGAAGAUAUGUUAGGAUCGAUUGCUGGAAUGGAAGCAUUUAAUGAAUUCUUACGCAACACAGUUGGUAUGGACAUGUUGAACUUCUGGUUAGAUUGUGAGAAAUAUCGCGACAAUGUGAAAGCCAUUGGUGAUGCAGAAUCAACAAUGAAACGAAAUAGAUUAUUUAGGGACAUUCAAGACAAGUACAAGUUCAAGUUAUCUGACGAUGCCAAGGAGCAUAUUAAGAAAGCUCAAGAGAAUGAAGGUUUGAGUGAAACUGUAUUCACUCGAACCCAGUACGAUAUCUUACGGAGAAUGAGAACUUAUUGGGUUCCCCGAUUUCUGAUUCAUCAAGAAAGGCAUUCUGAAUUCAGAAUGAUGGAUUCGUUCAAAAAGUUUCUUACUGAGGAUGAGGAGAACGCUGCAUUGAACAAAUUAACUAUGCAUCAGGAUAUCGACAUUUAUCUUCGGUUACCAGAUGCUCACACCGAAAAACGAAAUACGCAGAUGAAACAUAUCAUUGCUACUUAUUUUACAGAGUCUUCAAAAAAGUCAGUCAAUUUACCACCAGAAGUUAUGCAGAAUCUUGCCAAAGAGGGCGACAAGCCCAAAAACUCAACAUUACAACUUGUGCAAAAGUCGGUUCAACCGGAAAUAGAAGAACAGUUUAAAGUAUUCUGGGCUAAUAUAGUGCAGUAG